Adineta ricciae is the source of this 213-nucleotide messenger RNA. The record is from the annotation of a GenBank genome assembly. Lineage: Eukaryota; Metazoa; Rotifera; Eurotatoria; Adinetida; Adinetidae.
AUGACAAGUGUAACCGGAAAAAAGAAGAAGAUUGGAUUAUUUCUUUCAUUCUGUUUCUUUUCACAGUUCGAUUCGGUGUCGCUUAGACGCUUUGGGAAUGAAGAUGAUGAGGAAGAGGCCGAAGGACUCGCUCAUUUAUUUGAAAUUGAGGGAGUGAAGAUUGCAUCAUUAACGAUGAUUGCACUAGUGUCAACUAAUAUCGACAUUUACUGA